Messenger RNA from Phytophthora sojae, 936 nucleotides. RefSeq lists its product as hypothetical. Lineage: Eukaryota; Oomycota; Peronosporomycetes; Peronosporales; Peronosporaceae. Gene Ontology annotation, molecular function: poly(A)-specific ribonuclease activity. Gene Ontology annotation, biological process: nuclear-transcribed mRNA poly(A) tail shortening. Gene Ontology annotation, cellular component: CCR4-NOT complex; nucleus; cytoplasm. The record is from RefSeq and is a predicted model, not a curated record. The transcript has 7 exons. Bases 1 to 936 code for a protein of 311 amino acids.
AUGAAGACGCCGGGCAUGCGCGAGCUGCGCGAUGGCGCCGCGGCUGGGACCUCGCAGAAGCUGCUGGUCAUGACGUACAACGUGCUGGCCCAGUGCUAUGUGCGUUCUAGCUUCUUCCCGUAUUGCAAGCCCAGCGAGCUGCGGUGGAAGAACAGGUCCAAGAACUUGGAAGCAGUCUUCGCCUCGAGCCUCCCAGUCUCGCCCGACGUCAUCUGUCUGCAGGAAGUUGACAAUUACAGCGAGUUUUGGGCUGAUUCGAUGAAGAAGCUCGGAUACGACGGCCUCUUCAUCAAGAAAACGAGCACCAAGCCGGACGGCGUAGCUGUGUUUUGGAAUGCGAAGAAGUUGAAGGUGAAGGAAUCCACGCACGUUAACCUGGACUUGCCUAACGGAGACGAAUCAGGUGAGGCUUCCCAGAGAGGCAGCGUCGGUGCAAUCGUCCACUUCGAGCACGUCGAUACACCGUUGGAUUUCGUAGUCGCGACAACGCACUUGUUUUGGGAUCCGAUGCAAGAAGACGUGAAGCUGCUGCAAUCGCGCCGAAUGCUGCGCACGAUCGAGGUGUUUACACGCACGCUGGAUGCCUCCAUUCCGACCAUCUUUUCGGGCGACUUCAACUCGCUGCCAGACAGUAAGGUCUACAGCUUCAUCACUGAGGGCAACCACUUCAACAGCGCUUACGCACAGUACGGUCCAGACGGUGAACCCCCCUUCACGAACGUCAAUGGUGACGCUAAAACGGAUGACGGUAAGCUGGUGCCGCGCUUCGUCGGCACACUGGACUACAUCUUCUACCGUUCCCCCAGGAUCCGGCCGGCGGCGCUCAUGGAGAUCAUGUCGUUCGAAGACGCCAGCAAGGAGGUCGCUCUGCCCAGCACCAUCUCUCCGUCGGACCACCUCCCUCUGCUCUGCGAGUUCCACAUCCAGCAGCAGUAG